This is a messenger RNA of Scylla paramamosain (green mud crab), 897 nucleotides long. RefSeq lists its product as uncharacterized. The transcript is spliced from 6 exons. NCBI's taxonomy places the organism in Eukaryota, Metazoa, Arthropoda, Malacostraca, Decapoda, Portunidae. The record is from RefSeq and is a predicted model, not a curated record. The coding region runs from base 225 to 845 and encodes 206 amino acids.
GAAGCAGGAGAUCUUGUACCGCCAGCCUCUUCAGCCUCAACCAAAACGGUACUUCAUCGCUUGGCCCGCUCCGGCUUCCUCGAUGAUCACACGUCCCCAGCUCUUCCCUGCGUACCGUGACCGUCUAGUUAGUGGAUAAGUGCUCCCAUUACAGAUAAAUUUCACACGUGUGGCGAGAAGAGGAGACGCCCCGCAGCCGCCAAGAGGAGCGUGGCACCGCUAACAUGUCGCUAGGGUCGUACAGAUCUGCUGGAUAUGGAGAGACAAUGGCCGCCAGCGGUUAUGGAGUGUCCCGCUACGUGGACUGCAACUCUGCUCUGGCGCUGCUCGGCUUCAUCCUCUUCGUGGACAUACUGAGGGAUAUCAUCGAGGACGUGACGACCCCGGAGGAGGGAGCGAGAGGGCUGCGGAGGAGGCGGUGGGCGGCGAGGCAGGGGGCGAGGGACAGUGUGAGUGGCGAGCCUGACAUCCUCACCUUCGUCAGCGAGGGAGGCGACGACCACCUGUACAAUAUCCUGCCAAGCCUCCUUCCCCCUCUCAUGGACGGCGCGUGGCAUCGGGAGGGAGAAGACUGUGCCCGCAGGAGAGUGUGUGAGAUGAACCGCGCCCUGGCGACAGAGUAUGGCGUGUCAGGCAGGAUUUUUGGCACGCUGCUCAGUAACUUGGUGAAUCGAGCAUCCUAUGGGGAACAUUCGGCGAUGCUGGAGGCUGCGCGAGAGGGGCGGCGUGGUGAAGGAACAUGUGCGUCAGCCUUCCCUGCCUGCCAAACCCUCACAAGCAACGCCACCUGGCCAGCAAGUCUCACACCAACCCACCUCCAUCGCUCACCCAACAACGCCCUUUAGAAGCAUAAGCUCUAACCCAAUGUGAUGUAAAAUGAUAAACUCUGGAACAUCC